AUGAGUGAGCUAGUCGGUGCAGCAUUUGGAUCGGUGGCGACGGCAGCCUCGAGCGUCGGUUGGUUCGUGCCGAUGCUAGUCGCAGCUAUAGCCUAUUUUCAAUACGAAGAGUUUAUGGAUCCAGAGGCAAGAGUCAUAGAUGUACCUACGGAAAUAAUGCUGGACAAGUACGACUUCAUAAUCAUAGGGGCGGGAUCUGCCGGGGCCGUGCUUGCAAAUCGCUUGACCGAAGUGGAGAACUGGAACGUGCUGCUUCUUGAGGCAGGAGGCGAUGAAACGGAGAUAUCGGAGGUACCGCUAAUGGCAGGAUAUCUACAGCUCAGCAAACUCGAUUGGAAGUACAAAUCGGAGCCAUCGGGAACGUUCUGCUUAGGAAUGGCUGGUGGACGAUGCAAUUGGCCCCGAGGGAAAGUACUCGGAGGAUCGAGCGUACUUAAUUACAUGCUCUACCUUCGGGGCAACAAAAAGGACUACGACAACUGGGAAGCACUGGGCAAUACGGGUUGGGGAUACAAGGACGCGUUAUACUACUUCAAAAAGUCCGAGGACAACACGAAUCCGUAUUUGGCUAACACGCCUUAUCAUUCUACCGGCGGAUAUCUGACAAUCGGUGAAGCUCCCUACCACACGCCAUUGGCUGCGGCUUUCGUAGAAGCCGGAGUUGAGAUGGGCUACGAAAAUCGAGACUUGAACGGAGCCAAGCAAACGGGCUUCAUGAUUGCGCAAGGUACGAUCCGUCGAGGAGGCCGGUGUAGCACUGGGAAGGCAUUCCUGCGGCCAGCUCGGUUGCGUCCUAAUCUGCAUGUUGCCAUGUUCUCUCACGUGACGCGUGCCAUGAUCGAUCCGGUCAGUAAAAUUGCGUUUGGGGUGGAGUUCAUCCGCGACCGGAAGUUACACCACGUGCGCGCUUCCAAAGAAGUGAUCGUGUCCGGUGGUUCGGUUAAUUCGCCCCAAAUUUUGAUGCUGUCCGGGAUUGGCCCAAAAAGCGAGCUGGCGAAGCACCGGAUUCCGCUUAUAAAGGAUCUUUCGGUAGGCGAGAAUCUGCAGGAUCACAUCGGACUCGGUGGGCUAACGUUCAUGGUGAAUCAGCCGGUGUCGAUCGUGGAGAACCGUUACCACUCGAUGUCGACUGUCUUGCAGUAUGCGGUUUUGGGCCAGGGUCCGCUAACCAUCCUUGGUGGCGUGGAAGGACUCGCUUUUGUCAACACCAAAUAUGUGAAUGCGUCGGACGAUUACCCAGACAUCGAGUUUCAUUUUGUGUCCGGAUCAACCAACUCGGACGGUGGCAAUCAGCUGCGAAAAGCUCACGGCCUGACAGAGGCAUUCUACAAUGCGGUGUUCAAACCGAUCAACAACAUGGACGCAUGGAGCAUCAUACCGAUGCUGUUACGUCCAAACAGCGUCGGUACAAUCAAGCUGCGCAGCAGCAACCCAUUCGAUUAUCCGUAUAUAUACCCGAACUAUCUGCAUGAUGAUCGCGACAUGCGCACGCUGAUCGAGGGCGUCAAGAUUGCGUAUGCUCUCUCGCGAACGCAAACGAUGCAGAAGUACCAAUCGACGCUAAGUGCGUACAAGUUCCCGGGCUGUGCGCACAUCCAGAUGUUCACCGAUCUGUACUGGGAGUGCAUGAUACGGCACUACACGUGCACGAUCUACCAUCCGGUGGGAACGUGCAAGAUGGGCCCGUACUGGGACAAGCAAGCUGUCGUUGAUCCGCAACUCCGGGUGUACGGUGUGCGCGGGUUGCGCGUCAUCGAUGCAAGCAUCAUGCCAAAGCUCGUCAGUGCCAACACUAAUGCACCAGUGAUCAUGAUAGCGGAAAAGGGUGCCGACCUGAUAAAAGACUUCUGGAUCAAGCGGGGCGUCGUUUAG
This is a messenger RNA of Anopheles nili, 1872 nucleotides long. Its product is annotated as glucose dehydrogenase [FAD, quinone]. The transcript has 3 exons. Gene Ontology annotation, molecular function: flavin adenine dinucleotide binding; oxidoreductase activity, acting on CH-OH group of donors. The record is from RefSeq and is a predicted model, not a curated record. NCBI's taxonomy places the organism in Eukaryota, Metazoa, Arthropoda, Insecta, Diptera, Culicidae. The coding region runs from base 1 to 1872 and encodes 623 amino acids.